ACGUGACGCGGGAGCUACACCUGAGAUUCUGUGGUUUCGUUUACCUGGCCGUGCCGAGUGUACGUGAGCUAGCGAUACACGAAAAUUGGAGUACAGCUCCUUUUAUUCCAUAUAAUGUAGGGCAGUUGUGAUACUGAUGUAAUGCUACGGGAGUGAGGACAAGUGCAAGGGGAAAAAAAGGGGAAUUGGCGUAGAAGGUGAACACGGCAGCAGAGGCCGGAAGUUGUUCCGCGAGCUGCGCUGGAGCCCGACCUUUUGAUUGACAGGCUGGCACUCGGUUCACCGAGACGCCGAAGGAUAGGCGACUAUCGAGGGAUCCUGUAGUGUCGCAAAGUUUAAGCCGCACUUUUUCGUAAGACGCUGCGAUGGCAUCGGGCGCCGCUUCCAGCCCGAUGGUUAUACUGGCCCCAAAAACGAAGACAAAGAAGAAGCACUUCGUGCAGCAGAAGGUGAAGGUACUCCGAGCCAGCGACCCCGUCAUUAGUGUCUUCAUGUGGGGAGUGAAUCACUCGAUUGGUGACCUGAACCAGGUACCCGUGCCCGUCAUGCUGCUCCCUGAUGACUUCAAGGCGAACACCAAGAUCAAAGUCACCAACCACCUCUUCAACAAAGAGAAUCUGCCGGGACACUUCAAAUUUAAGGAAUACUGUCCUCAGGUUUUCCGGAACCUCAGAGAGCGGUUCGGAAUUGAAGAUCUCGAUUACCAGGUGUCUCUGGCUCGUAGCCCCCCUGUGAGGGGAGGGGAUGGCCAUGCAGAGGGCUUGCUUCUGACAUCAUAUGACCGCACGUUAGUGGUCAAGCAAAUCUCCAGCGAGGACGUUGCAGACAUGCACAACAUUCUCUCUGAAUAUCACCAGCACAUAGUGAAGUGCCAUGGCAGCACACUGCUGCCCCAGUUUCUGGGAAUGUACCGUGUCAGCGUGGAGAGUGAGGACACGUACCUUGUCGUCAUGAGGAACAUGUUCAGCCAUAGGCUGGUCGUGCACAGGAAGUACGACCUCAAGGGGUCCCUCGUCGCUCGUGAAGCAAGUGACAAAGAGAAGGGAAAAGAACUGCCCACCUUUAAGGAUGUGGAUUUCCGCAACAACAUGCAGAAGGUGCAUGUGAGUGAAGAGCAGAAGGAGAAGUUCAUGGAGAAGCUGAAGAGGGAUGUGGAGUUCCUGGUCAAGUUGAAGAUCAUGGACUACAGUUUGCUCCUUGGGAUCCACGAUGUGGGGAGGGCAGAACGAGAGGAGGAGGAAAUGGAAGAGCCCUGUGCUGAGGAAGAGGCCGAGCCUGAGAAUGGCUUGGCACCUGCCCCUACGGUGGGCUCCUACGGGACCUCCCCUGAGGGCAUUGCUGGCUACUUAAACUCUUGUAAGCCUCUUGGGCCAGGAGAGUUCGACCCCUAUAUUGAUGUGUACGCCUUAAAGAGCAUUCCUGGUGCUCCUCAGAGGGAAGUGUACUUCAUGGGUUUGAUUGAUGUGCUGACACAGUACGACACUAAGAAGAAGGCCGCCCAUGCAGCCAAGACAGUCAAACAUGGGGCUGGUGCAGAAAUCUCUACAGUCCACCCUGAACAGUAUGCCAAACGAUUUCUCGACUUUAUCACAAACAUCUUUGCAUGACAUAGAGGACUUCCACUCCAAAAAUGCAUCUACGGCCUACUUGAUGUGGAAAGAGGUCUUAUUUGUUUUCUUCAGUGCUCCUGUCUUAAAGGUUUUUCUUUGCCCCAUGUAUGUUGUAUUUCAUGCCAGUUGCACACACCCAAAGAAUUUUUGUUAUCCUGCUGGAGCUUAUUUCUGUUUUUACAAUGUAUUCCAUGUUCAUAUUUAUUACUCAAGUGUAUGUGGUACAUCAUGGUAAACGCUAGCCUCAGUAAGAGGAUAUGUAGAAAGGACAGGCCUGGAAGUGAUACCAGUGGUUGAGUUUGUUUUUGGGGAAGAUGUCACACUGAUGAGUUGUUGGGACAGCAGUCAGGAGGUUGUGGAGUCAAAAAUGAGCAACGGCGCAAAGCCCCACAACAAGACUGUUGAAAUUGUGAGCAGGGAUGGAGUCGGGAGUGGACUGGAUAACCAUAGCAUAGAUGUUGACUUGGUCUGUUCUUGGAGGAGGAAAUUCUGAGGUUUUUGCUGUAGAGAUGAGCCACUGUGUUUAAUUGUAAUUUCCAUUGUAAUUUACACCAGUAAAAAUAUUUAAGGAGCCUUCUUCAUAAAAGCCACGUUUAGGGACUCGUAUGUUCAGAUUUUGUAAAACAUAAAUUGAUGAGACUGUGCAGUUUUUAUGCCUUAUAACUUUCAUUUUCUUCAUGUUAGAUUUUGGACUAAAUAUAAAUUGCACAGAUUUUCUGAAACCAUGUCAGUGCCCUAUUUCUUUCUAGGUUAUCAGUACUUUACAUAAUGGGAUGUAAUUGUAAAAAAUUGCAUGUUCUUAUACAGCGGAAAGGGUUAGAUUGUAGUUCCUGGUCUUCAGCCUGGUAUUUCCCUUUGGCGUUCCCUUGGGCGAUAUACAUUUUCCCCUUUGCCGGGGUUAGCAAUAAACAAAGUGUGAAAAAUAUCAUUUAACGCCUAAUGUCGACCUUGAGGACUUCUGAUUGUACUUUGUGGGGAUAUGAAAAUAAUUAGAUGAAAAGUAAGCAAAACAGAGGCCUGUGGAUAUUUCCACCUUCAUCUGUCCUUGCAUAAAUGAUAGUGGGGUCAUCCCAUACAUCCUGUUCAGAACACGAACAAAGCAUAGAGCAAUAAAAAUUUUGCACGGUGCCAAACAUUUAUCUUGUCUUCCCAGUUGCUGUACUUCCAGUAACACUUCAGUCUAGCGGACAGUUAUGGAUAUGACCAGGUCACAAAUGUUUUCCACAGUCAUCAUUCCGGGGCAAAAAAAUGAGGGUCAGUGUAGAUCUUAACUAGAGAAUUGUGUAUAAAGCAUUGCAGGGGUUCAGAAUAAGUGCCCGAAUGGAUUACUGGAGAA
Molecule: messenger RNA, 2946 nt
Organism: Scleropages formosus (Asian bonytongue)
Lineage: Eukaryota; Metazoa; Chordata; Actinopteri; Osteoglossiformes; Osteoglossidae
Gene: pip4k2ca
Product: phosphatidylinositol-5-phosphate 4-kinase, type II, gamma a
Exons: 10
Coding region: 366-1607 (413 amino acids)
Biological process (GO): phosphatidylinositol phosphate biosynthetic process
Cellular component (GO): plasma membrane
Molecular function (GO): 1-phosphatidylinositol-4-phosphate 5-kinase activity; 1-phosphatidylinositol-5-phosphate 4-kinase activity
Source: RefSeq, a predicted model, not a curated record